CCUUUCCGAACUUGCCACGAAACGAAGCACGACGAUACAAUAGAAAAUAGAAUCCGGGACCGAAAAGAGAAACUCUGGACAUAACCAAAAAAAAUUAAAAUUUUACAAAUAAAAGAGGGAAUAAAAGAGGGGGAAAAAGAAAGAAGAAAGAAAAAUCGCACAUGAUAGAGCGAACAAAAUGGAGGGCUACACUAGGACGGCGCCAGUCGAACUAGACGACCUCAUCGCGCAGACGCCGGAACCGCUCGUGCGGGCCAUCCUGUUGGCCUUGUGCGACGACACCAGAAUCCGGGGAAGAGCGAUCCGGUACCUCGGUCGGCUGGAGCAGUACGAGGCCGAGGUGCGACGACCAAGCGUUACCGUCAGCGCCACGGGUGCGGGUGGUGCGGGUGGUGCGGGUGGUGCGGGUGGUGCAGGUGGUGGUGCAGGUGGUGGUGGUGGUGGUGGUGACCAGGGGUCAAGGAGUCCGACUUCGGCUUCCCACACGCACGAAAACACCAACCCGAAGAAGAGGAAAAAGACGGGGGCGCCGCGCAUCUGUGCCCAGUGCGACGAGAUUUUCACGGACGAGGAGAAUGAGUUUGGGGCAUGCAGGUAUCAUAGCGGGAUCCUCGAAUUGGCCGACGAAACGAAAAUAGAAAUAGAGUGGGACGCCGUCUCGAUAGAAGAGCUAGACACCGAGUCGCACAGGGAAGCGUUCCCGGCGGCGUUCCGCUGGAUCUGCUGCCGGGCGGCAGCUGACAGCGCGGGGUGUCGGCGCGGCCGGCACGAGGCGAACCCGGACCGGUCGCGGAAAGGACGGGGGUCGGAUACGGAUUCGCGGGUUUCGAGUCUGGACGACGAUCCGCUGCGGCUCGACGACGACGACGCGGGGGGCGGCCAUGUCGAUGGUGCAUGUGGGGAGGGGAUGGAGGGUAUGGACCCGACGGAAGAGGAGAUGCGGAUGGAUAGGAUCAGGAGAUUGGUGGGGAGUGACGAUGACAACGACAACAAUGGCGGGCCUGGUCCGGGAGGGGAGGCGGCGUCGGGCAUGCGCGUUGCGCACGGGGGAAGUCUGUUGGGGGGGAGGUAUCGGUGGGUGCCGCUGGGGGAAGCGCGUGGUGGUGACAGUGCGAAAGCAGAAGAACGCGAACGGGAACGGGAACGGGAACGGGAACCGCAGCGGUGUCGAGAGAGCGAAGUGGGGGACGCCGAGGGAGAUGAACACGGACGUGGACAUGGAGGGUUGAACCAUUCAACGGCAGCGACAGUGGCGAGACCACGCUCGGACUCUCACCCCCCAUGACGGCAGCGCAUGCUCUCAGGGGGAUUCGAUGAGCCGGUGGCGGGAGGACGGACCGGGAACUCCCAGAUAAUCUGGGGAAAUGAUACCAAUGGCAUUUCAGGGUAGUGCCAGGAUUAGUCUUGAUGAGGUGUUAUCUUU
Messenger RNA from Sodiomyces alkalinus F11, 1423 nucleotides. RefSeq lists its product as hypothetical. The transcript has 2 exons. Lineage: Eukaryota; Fungi; Ascomycota; Sordariomycetes; Glomerellales; Plectosphaerellaceae. Bases 179 to 1285 code for a protein of 368 amino acids. The record is from RefSeq and is a predicted model, not a curated record.